Molecule: messenger RNA, 10399 nt
Organism: Xenopus laevis (African clawed frog)
Lineage: Eukaryota; Metazoa; Chordata; Amphibia; Anura; Pipidae
Product: dynein heavy chain 11, axonemal-like
Exons: 66
Coding region: 1-10302 (3433 amino acids)
Source: RefSeq, a predicted model, not a curated record
AUGCAAUCACAAAUUCACCUUUUUGUUUUCUUCAAGAUCAAUGUUUAUGAAUCAUUAUACAAAGAAGUAGGAGUGUUUGAAAGUGAGAAGAUAUUUAAUGGCUGGCUUCUAGUGGAUGUGAAACCAUUUAAAUUGUCAUUGAUGAAUGAAAUCAAGAAGUGGAGCUGGAUGUUUAAGGAACAUUUAUUAAACCAUGUGAUAACCAGUGCCAACAAGCUGGUUGAGUUUAUUCAGCUUACUGAAAAAGGACUGGCUAAUAAAGUUCAGGGGGAUGACUAUACUGCACUUGUUGAAAUAAUGAGUCACUUGAUGGCAAUUCGUGAUCGACCAUCCACAGACGAGCAGUUCAGGCAUUUAAAAGCAACAGCUGAACUCCUGCGUGAUUAUGGGCAGCACCUGCCUGGCCAAAUCUACUCUCAGCUAGAGGAAUUACCAGAGAGGUGGAAAAAUCUAAAAAAGACAGCCUUCAUUGUGAAGCACGAGGUCUCUCCUUUACAGUCCAAUGAAGUGUCUGUUAUCAGGAGAAAAUGUGUCCUUUUUGAGGUGAAGCAGCAUGAAUUCCGAAGUCGAUUUAAAAAUGAAAUUAUUUUUAAUUUCGAUGCAGAUGGGCCCUACAAACACCUGGAUAAGACCCACAAGAACAUAUCAAGACUUGAGGGUGAAAUGAAGAAACUGCAGGAGACUGCAGACCUGUUUGAAGUGAGCAUGCCAGAAUACAAACAGCUCCAACAGUGCCGCUUUGCUAUUAUUUUGCUCAAGUCAGUUUGGGACAUGGUGAUAUUUGUUCGGACAAGCAUUAAAGACUGGAUGAAAACUCCAUGGAAACAGAUAAAUGUCGAGCAAAUGGAUAUGGAACUGAGAAGAUUUGCCAAGGAGAUGAAGACAUUAGAUAAAGAGGUACGGACCUGGCAUGUCUAUUUAGGCUUGGAAUCCACUGUCAAAAACCUGUUAAUAUCAUUGAGAGCUGUAAAUGAGCUCCAGAACCCUGCAGUCCGGAAAAGGCAUUGGCUACAGCUUAUGAGCAAAACUGGGGUAAGGUUUUUAAUGAAUGAAGAGACUGUCCUUGGAGACCUACUGGCUCUUCAGCUUCACAGAGUUGAAGAUGAAGUAAAGAACAUUGUGGAUAAAGCAGUGAAAGAAAUGGCCAUAGAAAAGGUGUUGUCGGAGAUAAACCAUACUUGGAGCAUAAUGGAGUUCUCCUAUGAAAAGCACCCCACGGGAACGCCAUUAUUAAAAUCAGAUGAGAACCUGAUUGAAACGCUAGAAGAUAAUCAGGUUCAGCUGCAAAAUAUUUUGAUGAGCAAAUAUGUUGAGUAUUUCUUGGUGGAGGUGAGCAGAUGGCAGAAGAAAUUAAUGGUUGCAGAUAUGGUUAUUUCAGUCUGGCUGCAAGUUCAGAAAACUUGGGCACACUUGCAGAGCAUUUUCUCCAACUCAGAAGAUAUUAGAAACCAACUCCCAGAAGAUGCCAAACGAUUUGAAGGAAUAGAUAUGGAUUUCAAGGAAAUGAUGGACAGCAUUGUAUAUAAUUCAAACAAAGUCAUUGAAGUAACAGACCAGACAGGACUUCUUGAAAAGCUGGAAGCCCUUCAACAAAGGCUUACAUUAUGUGAGAAAUCAUUGGCAGACUAUUUGGAAGCCAAGAGACUACGAUUCCCACGUUUUUAUUUUGUUUCUUCUGUGGAUUUAUUAGAAAUUAUCUCUAAAGGCACUCAACCUAAGCAGGUGACCAGACACUUCCUGAAACUGUUUGAUAAUAUUGCUGAUCUCCGAUUUGAAGAUGAAGAAGGGAAAGCACAGACUGCUGUUGGAAUGUUCAGUCGGGAAGGGGAGUUUGUAUCUUUCAUUAAGCCAUGUGUCUGUGAAGGGCAGGCAGAAGGGUGGUUGAGGCACUUGGAAGAAACCAUGAGAGCAACUGUCAGGCAGGAGAUCAUGGAAGCUGUGACUGGCUAUGAGGAUAAGCCUCGGGACCAGUGGAUGUUUGAUUAUUCAGCGCAGGUGGCUCUGGCAGGCAGUCAGAUCUGGUGGGUCGCCGAUGUGGAAAUUGUCUUUGAGAGACUUGAGGAAGGAUUCGAAUCAGCUCUGAAGGAUUAUAACCGUAAACAGAUCGCCCAGUUGAAUGCCCUUAUAAACAUGCUGCUUGGGGAGCACACCCCUGGCGAUCGUCAGAAGAUCAUGACAAUAUGCACAAUUGAUGUGCAUGCUCGAGAUGUGGUCGCCAAGCUGAUCGCACAGAAGGUCUCAAAUGGGCAGGCGUUUACAUGGCUUUCCCAGUUGCGCCACAGAUGGGAAGAAGAGCAAAAGGAAUGUUAUGUCAACAUCUGCGAUGCACAGUUUCAGUACUCAUAUGAAUAUCUGGGGAACACCCCUCGCCUCGUCAUUACCCCACUUACUGACAGGUGCUACAUAACUUUGACCCAGUCCCUACACUUGGCCAUGAGUGGAGCUCUUUCGGGUCCUGCUGGAACAGGAAAAACUGAAACUACCAAAGACCUAGGCCGCUCUUUGGGUAUCAUGGUGUAUGUGUUUAACUGCUCAGAACAAAUGGACUACAAGUCCAUUGGAAACAUCUACAAAGGAUUAUGCCAGACAGGCGUUUGGGGGUGCUUUGAUGAAUUCAACCGCAUUUCAGUGGAAGUACUUUCAGUAGUAGCAGUACAAGUAAAAACAAUACAAGAUGCUAUUCGCCACAAGAAAAAGAGGUUUUAUUUUCUGGGUGAAACAAUUGAGCUGAAAACUACUAUUGGGAUCUUUAUUACUCUCAAUCCAGGCUAUGCAGGUAGAGCAGAACUUCCUGAAAAUGUCAAGGCUUUGUUCCGCCCAUGUGCUAUGGUGAUCCCAGACUUUGAACUGAUAUGUGAAAUAAUGCUGGUGGCAGAGGGAUUCGUGGAUGCAAGGAUGCUCGCAAGGAAGUUCAUCAGUCUGUAUACUUUGUGUCAUCAGCUGCUUUCUAAACAGGAUCAUUAUGACUGGGGUCUCAGGGCAAUAAAGUCUGUGUUAGUAGUAGCUGGGUCCUUGAAGCGAGAAGACAGGAGCAAGCCUGAGGAUCUGGUUUUGAUGAGGGCCCUAAGGGACUUUAAUCUUCCUAAGAUAGUAACCAAUGAUGUGGCAAUAUUUCUGGGGCUCAUCAAUGACUUGUUUCCUAUGCUGGAAGUUCCAAGGAAGAGAGAUGUGAAGUUGGAACAGAUGGUUCGCCAGUCCGUUGCUGAGCUCCACCUGCAGCCAGAGGAGAACUUCAUUCUGAAGAUCACCCAGUUGGAGGAAUUACUUGCCGUGCGCCAUUCUGUUUUUGUAGUAGGAAAUGCAGGAACUGGGAAAAGCACGAUCCUGAGGACCUUACAUAGAACCUAUUCUAACAUGAAACUAAAGCCCACUUGGAAUGACAUUAACCCCAAGGCAGUAACAACUGAUGAGUUAUUUGGGUUCCUUCAUCCGUCAACGAGGGAAUGGAAAGAUGGACUGUUUUCCUUUAUUAUGAGGGAACUUUUUAUCAUACCCCAUGAUGGUCCCAAGUGGAUUGUUCUUGAUGGAGAUAUUGAUCCAAUGUGGAUUGAGUCUUUGAACACUGUCAUGGAUGACAAUAAGGUUUUGACCUUAGCCAGCAAUGAGCGAAUAUCAUUGUCUCCCUCCAUGAGGCUGCUCUUUGAAAUCAGUCAUCUCCGCGCUGCCACUCCAGCAACAGUAUCUAGAGCUGGGAUCCUUUAUGUCAACACACAAGACCUUGGCUGGAGUCCUUAUGUUACCAGCUGGAUCGAGACUCACAAAACUCAGUCUGAAAAGGCAAAUUUGACCAUAUUGUUUGACAAGUACGUUCCUUACUGCUUGGAGCAAGUGCGCUGUAAUUUAAAAACCAUAACUCCAAUCCCAGAAAACAGCAUGGUCCAGACACUCUGUUCCCUCCUUGAUUGUCUUCUGACACCUGAUAAUACACCUCCUGAUUCUCCUCGAGAAUUAUAUGAAAUUUAUUUUGUCUUUGCCUGUGUCUGGUCUUUUGGUGGCGCUCUCUUUCAGGAUCAGCUUAUUGAUUACCGCCUGGAGUUUAGUAGAUGGUGGAACAAAGAAAUGAGAACCAUCAAGUUUCCGUCACAUGGUACGGUCUUUGAUUAUUAUAUUGAUCCGGAUACAAAAAGAUUCACACCUUGGGCAGAGAAAAUUCCUGAGUUUGAUAUGGUUCCGGACAGCCCUUUACAGACGGUGCUGGUCCACACUGCAGAAACUGUAAGGGUGAGGUACUUCCUGGAUUUGCUGUUAGAGAAGGGGAAGCCAAUUAUGUUGGUUGGAAAUGCAGGAGUUGGAAAAACUGUCCUUGUCACUGACAAAGUUACUAAACUUCCAGAAGAUUACAUGGUCGCCAAGGUUCCCUUCAACUACUAUACCUCCUCUGCUAUGCUCCAACGAGUCCUGGAAAAACCGUUAGAGAAAAAAGCUGGGAGAAACUAUGCUCCUCCAGGCACAAAAAAACUCAUCUAUUUCAUAGACGAUCUAAACAUGCCGGAAGUUGAUGCUUAUAGCACUGUGCAGCCACACACAUUAAUCCGACAGCAUCUCGAUUACAGCCAUUGGUAUGACAGACAGAAACUUAUUGCAAAAGAGAUACAUAAUUGCCAGUAUAUAACUUGCAUGAAUCCCGCUGCUGGAAGCUUCUCCAUCAAUCCUCGUCUUCAGAGACAUUUCUCUGUGUUUGCAGUACAUUUCCCUGGCGCUGAUGCAUUAAGUACCAUUUACAGCAAGAUCAUUAGCACACAUUUCCAGCAUGGUGGCUUCAGUUAUAGCGUCCUCAAAGCUGUACCUACCUUAAUACAAGCGGCAAUUUGCCUUCAUCAGAAAAUGAUCCAGAAUUUUCUCCCAACUGCUAUCAGGUUUCAUUAUAUUUUCAACCUUCGAGAUUUAACACAUGUAUUUCAGGGAAUGCUUCUUGCUUCUCCAGAGUGCAUUCGACUCUCUAGUGAUCUUGUGCAGUUAUGGCUUCAUGAAUCUUCUAGAGUGUACUCUGACAAGCUCAUGGAAGAAAAAGAUAUCGAACAGUUCAAGAAAGUCCUUAUUGAUGCAUCUAAAAGAUAUUUUGAUGGCAUUGAUGAGGAUGCAUUGCUCCAAAAGCCACUAGUGUAUUGCCACUUUGCACAAGGUAUCGGGGAACCACGUUAUUUUCCAGUAUCGGAUUGGGAAAAACUGACUCGAAUUUUAACAGACGUGCUUGAGCACUACAAUGAGAUUCAUGCUGCCAUGAAUCUUGUUCUUUUUGAGGAAGCCAUUCAGCACAUCUGCCGCAUCAGCCGAAUUCUAGAGUUCCCUUAUGGCAAUGCUCUUCUUAUUGGAGUUGGAGGCAGCGGCAAGCAAAGCUUAUGCCGCCUGGCUGCUUUUCUCAGUUCACUCGAAGUUUUUCAGCUAACACUUCGGAAGGGUUAUGGCAUCAAUGAUCUCAGGAGUGAUAUUGCUACACUGUAUUUCAAAGUGGGAGUGAAGAACAUUGGAACAGUUUUCCUGCAUACAGAUGCCCAGAUACCUGAUGAACGGUUCCUUGUUCUAAUCAAUGACAUGCUGGCAUCAGGUGAAAUCCCAGAUCUCUUCAGUGAAGAGGAAGUUGAUAGCAUUGUCUCUUCUACUCGAAUGGAGCUUCGCGGUCUGGGCCUGCCGGACUCCAGAGAGAACUGCUGGCAGUUCUUUAUUGAUCGCAUCCGCCGACAGCUGAAGAUUGUCUUAUGUUUUUCACCUGUGGGUUUCACUCUAAGGGCAAGAGCAAGAAAAUUUCCAGCACUUGUGAACUGUACAGCAAUUGACUGGUUUCAUGCUUGGCCUGACAUUGCCCUGCAGUCUGUUAGCAGCAGUUUUAUCCAAAGGCUGGAGUGCCUUGAUCCCCAAGUGAAGGAUUCUAUUAGCCAGUUCAUAACAUAUGCACAUAAAAGUGUUAAUGAAGUGAGUGUAAAAUACCAGCAGAAUGAAAAGCAUUACAACUACACGACCCCCAAAAGCUUCCUGGAACUUAUUAAAUUAUACUGGAACCUUCUUGGGAAAAAAAGGAAUGAGUUAGUCCAGAAAAUGGAGAGACUGGAAAAUGGUUUACAAAAGCUUCAAACAACUGCACUCCAGGUGGAGGAUCUGAAGUCGAAACUUGCCAUUCAAGAAGUAGAACUUCAUCAGAAAAACAGGGACAUGGAGGCACUAAUUGCUAAAGUAGGGCAACAAACAGAGAAAUUGAAUCAAGAGAAAACUGUGGCCGAUGCAGAAGAGCGUAAAAUUGCGGCUAUCAAGGCAGAGAUAACCAAACAACAACAGGAGUCUGCAGAUGACCUUGCCAAAGCAGAGCCUGCACUGCAAGCAGCCAACGCAGCCUUAAACACACUAAACAGGCUGAAUAUGACAGAGUUAAGAGCAUUCCCCAAUCCCCCAAUCGCUGUGACCAAUGUGACUGCUGCUGUCCUUGUCUUGUUGUCUCCAAAUGGCAAGAUUCCCCGAGACAGAGGUUGGAAAGCUGCAAAGGUGUUAAUGAGCAAGGUGGACGAAUUUCUUCAAAAUCUUGUCACUUUUGAAAAAGAACGUAUUCCAGACACAGUAGUCAAGGCCAUAAAAGAUGAAUACUUGAGCGAUCCAGAGUUUAACCCAGAAUUAGUCCGCACAAAAUCCUCAGCGGCUGCAGGGCUCUGUGCUUGGGUGAUUAAUAUUAUACGAUUCCAUGAGGUAUAUUGUGAGGUCGAUAUUAAACGGCAGGCUCUGUCCCAAGCCAACGUAGACCUUGUUAUUGCAGCCGAAAAACUGGAAAUUAUUCAAAAAAAGUUGGAAGAACUGGACACAAACCUGGCUGCUUUAACAACUGAUUUCGAAAGAGCCACGGCUGAGAAAAUCCGCUGUCAAGAAGAAGUGAAUAGAACUAACAAGACUAUUGAGCUGGCUAACAGAUUAGUGAAAGGUCUAGAGUCAGAAAAUGUGAGAUGGGCUCAGUCUGUGGCUAUUUACCACGAACAAGAGCAUACCCUGUGCGGGGAUGUCCUACUUACCGCAUCCUUCAUUUCAUAUGCUGGCUCCUUCUCCAAAAAGUAUCGGUAUGAACUGGUUGAACAUUUGUGGAUGCCAUUUCUGAGAUGUCAAAAGUAUCCAAUCCCAAUGACAGAAGGGCUUGAUCCUAUAUCCAUGUUAACUGAUGACGCAACUAUUGCAAAAUGGAAUAACGAGGGAUUGCCUAGUGAUUCAAUGUCCAUACAAAAUGGCACAAUACUUACAAACUGUGAGCGAUGGCCUUUGAUGAUUGACCCUCAACUUCAAGGAAUCAAGUGGCUUAAAAGUAGAUAUGGUUCCAGAUUAAAGGUCAUUCAUUUGAGCCAAAAAGGGUACGUUGAUGAAAUAGAGCAGGCAGUUGUUGCUGGAGACCCAGUUUUGAUUGAAAAUUUAGAAGAAACCAUUGAUCCAGUUCUUGAUGCUUUGCUUGGGAGGCACACACUUAAGAAGGGAAGAUUUAUCAGAAUUGGGGAUAAGGAGUGUAAAUUUCAUCCUAAAUUCAGACUUAUACUUCAUACAAAGCUUGCAAAUCCACAUUACAAACCUGAAAUACAAGCACAAACAACUUUAAUCAAUUUUACUGUAACACGGGAUGGUUUAGAGGAUCAACUUCUAGCUGACGUUGUCAACCUAGAAAGGCCAGAUUUGGAACAGUUCAAGUCUGAGCUCACAAAGCAGCAGAACUAUUUUAAAAUUGAAUUGAAAAUGCUGGAGGAUGAAUUACUGACACGCCUAUCAGCUGCGGAAAGCAAUUUCCUGGGGGACACGUUGCUAGUCGAGAAACUGGAAACCACCAAACACACUGCGGCAGAAAUAGAAAUGAAGGUGUUGGAAGCCAAGGUCAACGAAGUCAAGAUCAAUGAAGCUCGAGAGCAUUAUCGGCCUGUAGCCGCAAGAGCUUCCUUACUCUACUUCAUCAUGAAUGAUCUAAAAAAGAUCAGCCCUAUGUACCAGUUUUCACUUAAGGCCUUUAAUAUUGUGUUUCACAAGUCUGUGCGGCAAGCGGAGUCAUCUGAUGAUGUCCAAACGAGAGUUAAUAACCUCAUUGACUGUGUGACAUAUUCAACUUUCAUAUAUAUCAGCAGAGGUCUGUUUGAAAGAGAUAAGGUGACCUUCACAUCCCAGCUAGCUUUUCAGCUUUUAUUAAUGAAUAAAGAAAUAUCUGCUCAAGAACUUGAUUUCCUGCUUCGGUUUAAUGUUGACCACAGCUACAACAGCCCCUUGGAGUUUCUAUCCAAUUCUGCUUGGAGCGCGAUUAAGACUAUGAGUUUUAUGGAUGAAUUCCGAGGCCUGGACAGAGAUAUUGAGGGAUCUCCAAAACGCUGGAAAAAAGUUGUUGAAUCAGAAUGUCCAGAGAGAGAGAGAUUACCACAAGAAUGGAAAGCGAAAAGCUCUCUGCAGAAGAUGAUAAUGAUGCGUGCGAUUCGACCAGACCGAAUGACGUAUGCAGUCAGAAACUUUGUUGGCGAAAAACUUGGAACCAAAUACGUGGAGACACGCAAGACAGAAUUUUCCAAGUCAUUUCAGGAGAGUGGUCCUGGUACAGUCAUCUUUUUCAUCCUCUCCCCUGGAGUGGAUCCACUAAAAGAUGUUGAGUCACUAGGGGAUAGACUUGGAUUUACCAUUGAGUCAGGAAAACUUCACAAUAUCUCUUUGGGUCAAGGGCAGGAAGUUAUAGCAGAAAUAGCUAUGGAGAAGGCAUCAAAAGAAGGUCACUGGGUUAUACUUCAAAAUAUUCACCUUGUAGCCAAGUGGCUAAGCACUCUGGAGAAACUACUGGAAAAGUAUAGCGAGGAAAGCCAUUCAGACUACCGCGUGUUCAUGAGUGCAGAACCUGCCCCUACACAUAAGGAACAUAUUAUCCCACAAGGGAUCUUAGAAAAUGCUAUUAAAAUUACCAACGAACCCCCAACUGGAAUGCUGGCUAAUCUGCACUCUGCUCUGGAUAACUUUGAUCAGAACAUACUUGAUCAAUGCACCCGAGAGCAGGAGUUUAAGAGCAUUUUGUUUUCUCUAUGUUAUUUCCAUGCUUGUGUUGCUGAGCGCCGAAAGUUUGGACCCCAAGGGUGGAACAGGAAAUACCCCUUUAGCAUUGGUGAUCUCACAAUAUCUGUCAGUAUUCUGUACAACUAUUUGGAGGCAAAUGCCCAGGUGCCUUGGGAAGAUCUGCGUUACUUGUUUGGAGAGAUAAUGUAUGGUGGUCAUAUAACAGACGACUGGGACAGGAGACUGUGCUGUACGUACUUGGAAGAAUACAUGCAACCAAAUCAGUUUGAUAGGAAGCUUGCCUUGGCUCCUGGAUUUGUUGUACCUUCUAAUCUAGAUUAUCAAGGUUACCACACAUACAUUGAUGAGAUGUUGCCUCCAGAGAGUCCUAUCCAUUACGGCCUUCACCCAAAUGCAGAAAUUGAAUUCUUAACAGUGACUUCGGAUAACCUUUUCCGUAUACUGCUGGAAUUGCAGUCUCGGGAUUCUAUCAUCGGCGAAGGAGCAGCACAGACAGAAGAGGAGAAGGUCAAAACCCUUUUGGAUGAUAUUUUAGAGAAACUGCCAGAGGGAUAUAAUAUGUCAGAUAUAACAUCAAAAACAGCUGAUCGCUCACCAUACAUUCUUGUCUGUUUCCAAGAAUGUGAGAGAAUGAACACUCUGUUACAUGAAAUUAGACGGUCUCUAAAGGAGCUUGAUCUUGGUCUUAAGGGUGAGUUGGCAAUCUCCUCGGAAAUGGAACAACUGCAGUCAGCCCUUUUUUUCGAUAAUGUCCCCGACACUUGGACGAAACUGGCGUAUCCUUCAACGUACAGCCUUGCUCAGUGGUACAAUGAUCUUCUACUUCGAUGCCGGGAGCUUGACACAUGGACCCAAGAUCUUUCUCUCCCAAGUGUAGUGUGGAUAUCAGGAUUUUUCAACCCCCAGUCCUUUCUCACAGCUGUCAUGCAAAGUUUAGCUCGAAAAAAUGAAUGGCCUCUAGAUAAGAUGCAUCUUACUGUUGACGUUAUGAAAAAAUAUAAGGAGGAGUUUUCUCAGCCUGCUCGGGAAGGAGCCUACAUCUAUGGUCUUUACCUGGAAGGUGCAAGAUGGGAUGUACAAAAUGGUCAUAUCGCAGAAGCACGGCUUAAAGCUCCCACUCCAAUUAUGCCUGUCAUAUUUGUAAGAGCUAUUCCCAAUGACAGACAAGAAACACGAAACAUAUAUGAAUGUCCUGUAUACAAGACUAAAUUAAGAGGGUCUACAUAUGUGUGGUCUUUUCACUUAAAGACCAAGGAGAAACCAUCUAAAUGGAUCCUUGCAGGUGUUGCUUUGCUUUUAAGUGUGUGAAAAUGAUACUGCUCAAACCCCAAAUUUUUGUAUUGGAAAUAAAAAUGCAUUGAAUGUCUGCUGGAGCAUUUGUAAGUGCCUCCAUGAACUUACUCUU